Quercus robur (English oak) is the source of this 3162-nucleotide messenger RNA. RefSeq names its product receptor-like protein kinase FERONIA. Gene Ontology annotation, molecular function: protein kinase activity; ATP binding. The transcript is spliced from 3 exons. The coding region runs from base 360 to 3071 and encodes 903 amino acids. The record is from RefSeq and is a predicted model, not a curated record. Gene Ontology annotation, biological process: protein phosphorylation. Lineage: Eukaryota; Viridiplantae; Streptophyta; Magnoliopsida; Fagales; Fagaceae.
GCAGAGAUAAUGAACUAUCCACUGGCAUGCAACAAUUGGUUUGACUACUGAAUUUUGUUGGACAAGAACAAUCUGCCAUCUAAGGGAUUCUCGUGCACAAUCCAAUUUCUCCGCAAAUGAAAGGAAUAUCACACUUUUCAACUGGUCCCGCAAAUUCUAGCAUCCAUUUAUUUCUCACAAAGCUGCUUAUGCUAAAUCUGCCUUCAAAACCCAACUUACCUAUCCGAAAUCCCGAUGGACCAGUGAAAGCCACCUGAAUUACAACCUUGGAUCCAUCACUUGCAAGCAAAUACAAACCAGUACCAUUCAUCAACAUCAACGAUACUGCUCCAUUGGAGUUUUUGUAAGCCUUUGUAUCCAUGGACAAUUUCCAUUGCAGCACGACAUCACUGUCAUCAAUAAACUCUUGCUCGGUUGCUCCCAUGAAGAACCACUCGCUGCUGACACCUAUAUUCUUCAUCUUCUGCCCAGUUUUCAUUUUUUGUCAUUUCACAGUCGCUACUUCGACACCCCCUUACAAAGCUGUUGAUCAUAUAGCUCUCAACUGUGGCACUUCUGGAAACUCAAAUCCUCCCGAUGGGCGUAACUGGACCGGCGAGAUAGGUUCCAAGUACGGUCCCACAGAACAAAACAACAAAUCUACUUUCUCUGACGCCCAAAGCCACAGCUCCGUUGGGACUGUCCCCUACACGACAGCCCGUCUAUCACAUUUCCAGUUCACAUACUCGUUUCCGGUCGCUGCUGGACCCAAAUUUGUUCGGUUGUACUUUUACUCGGCUUCUUACUCAGGUUAUGAAAAGUCUAAGGACUUUUUCACUGUCAAAGCAGGUUCGUUCACCUUACUUGGAAACUUUAGUACUUCUGAUUCAACGGAAAGCAAGAAUUUUUUCAAGGAGUUCUGCAUCAAUGUUGAAGAGAAUCAGAUAUUGAAGUUAACGUUCAUCCCCUUUUCUAGUGAUUACUAUGCUUUCAUUAAUGGAAUUGAGAUAGUCUCCAUGCCCAUAGACCUGUAUUAUAGCCAAAAAGGUUUCAUCAAAGAUGAUUGGGUCCCCCUAUACGUCGCCCAAGCUCCUCAAUUCUACAUAAACUACAGCAUGGCACUAGAGAUGGUUUAUCGAUUAAACGUGGGCGGGAACUUGGUACCACCAAUGGAAGACACUGGCAUGUUUAGAGAAUGGUCUGAGGCCGUAAAUAAAUAUUCGUGGAGGGACGGUGACGGUGUCCGUGUAAUCCCUCGUGAUCCAUCUUUGAAACCCAAAUACUCAAAAAUACCAAAUUACACUGCACCUGAUCCUAUCUAUCAGUCUGCAAUAACAAUGGGUCCGAAUAGAGCCAAGAACAAGCAGUCUAAUUUGACAUGGGGAUUACCUGUUGAUACGGGAUUCAAGUAUCUGGUGAGGCUCCAUUUCUGCGAAUUAGAGUCCAAAAUAAACGCCACUGGCAAUAGGGAAUUCACCAUCUAUAUAGAUUAUCAGCUAGCUGAAGAAAGGGCCGAUGUAAUCUUGUGGACUGGCAGUAACGAUACGCCUUUCUACAAGGACUACGUAGUAAUGAUCCAGAACAAGGGUGACGACACGCAUCAGCUUUCCAUUGAUCUACAACCUAGAACAUCAGAGGGAACUUUGAUCGAUGCCAUUUUAAACGGUGUGGAAGUGUUCAAAUUGAGCAACCCAGAUGGCAAUCUUGCCAGACUACAUAUGGUGCCUCCACAGCUGGAUCAACAACCUCCUACAGCAGCCAACGAGUCCAAGACAAAGAAGACAACAUUCAUUGCCAUAGGAAGUGGUGUGGGCUUAUUAGUCGUGCUCAUCCUAGUGUGUUGCAUGUUUCUCUGUAAACUGAAGAAGACCAAGCGCUAUGGUUCUUACCAUCCACUAGCAAAGUGGUGGUGUUGGUCUAGGCCAGAUCCUCACAAAAGAGAGUUCUCAAGGAGAACAGCGUCAUCACUACCUACAGAACUAUGCCGCUACUUCAGACUAGAUGAAAUCAAAACAGCAACCAACAACUUCAAUGAAGAUUUAAUUAUCGGUGUAGGUGGCUUUGGCAAUGUUUACAAGGGUCUUAUCGAGCAAGGCAAUAUGAUGGUGGCAAUCAAGCGCAUGAAACAGGAAUCUCGACAAGGUGUUCAUGAGUUUAUGACAGAGAUCGAGAUGCUUUCUCAACUUCGUCAUGUGCACCUUGUGUCUCUCAUUGGAUACUGCAAUGAUGAGAGUGAGAUGAUACUUGUUUACGAGUACAUGACAAAUGGUACCCUCCGCCACCACCUUUAUGAGACCCCUAACAAUCCCCUUACCUGGAAACAAAGGCUCCAGAUAUGCAUAGGAGCAGCACGUGGUUUGCACUACCUCCACACUUGUAAAAAGCACCCAAUUAUCCACCGUGACGUGAAGACAACAAAUAUUCUAUUGGAUGAUAAAUGGGUAUCCAAGGUUUCGGAUUUUGGAUUGUCCAAAAUGGGUUUGGAUAACAAUGUUGUUAGUACCCUAGUAAAGGGGACAUGGGGGUAUUUGGAUCCAGAUUAUGUAAGGCGACAGCAAUUAACUGAGAAAUCUGAUGUGUACUCAUUUGGUGUAGUGAUGUUUGAAGUGUUGUGUGCCCGGAAAGCACUAAAUCAAAGACUCGAAGAAGAGCAACGAAAUUUGGCAAGUUGGGCUCGAAAAUGUAUUGAGAAAGGGACCAUCAGUCAGAUCAUUGAUCCAUAUCUAAUGAACAAGAUAGCGCUAGAGUGUUUCAAGGUAUACGUGGAACUUGCAGAGAGUUGUGUAAGUGAUUAUGGAAUCCAACGGCCCACGAUGAAUGAUGUGAUGGAAAAGUUGGAGUUUGCAUUAGAGCUCCAAGAAUAUGCAGAAGCAACCAAGGAUAACGAUUCAGAAGUGGUAUCAUUCUGUGUUGCCACUGACAAUGGAGCUCCUUGGUACAACAGUGUUUACCAUGGACAAGUGUUGGAGUCAACUAGUGGAACUGAGUUAAGUACGAUUAGUACUGGAUUAAGUUACCCAGGUCUUAAUUCUGUUACUAUUAGUAUCACAAGUCAAGAUGUUUCCUCAGGCACUAAAAAUAGUAGUUCUUAAGCUUUAUAAUUAUUGUUUGGCUAAAGUGCAAAGUGUACUUUCUAAAUUUGAAUAAAAUUCAAUUUAGUCUCCUAACUUUACUUUCGUUCAA